CAAAAUCGUCCGGCAACAAGGAAGCACGCCACUACUUCUUUGCACUUCGCACAAGUCUAUGGAGCGGAUUGAAUUGAUUGCAACAGGGUAAUCGAUUCCUUUCUCCACUUCCGCAAGAAACCUCUGAACUGGCGUCGACUUGUUGAUUUGUUGUUCCACUGGAUUUGCUGUGCUCUUUAGCUUGGUAAUUUCGUGUUGGGAGCUAGGGUUUCGUUGGAGGCGAGGGGGAUGGGGAGAUGGGUAAGGAGUUGCUUGCAAUCGAUGCUGAAGAUGGUGAACUCCGUGAUUGGGUUGUUGGGGAUGGGAAUGAUCAUGUAUUCCAUGUGGAUGUUUCGAUCCUGGUACAAGCAAUUCGAUGGUUUUCCUUCUAGCUUCGAUUCCUCUCCUCCAUGGUUCAUUUACAUUUUUUUUGGUCUGGGCAUCUUCCACUGCUUGAUAACCUGUGCUGGUCUCAUUGCAGCUGAAACAGUUAACAUCCACUGUCUUUCUUGUUACAUGUCAUUUGUCUUUCUGCUAAUCGUUUCGGAAAGUGCAAUUACUGCUGAUAUAUAUCUGAAUAAAAACUGGGAGGAGGUAUGUAUUUCUCUGAAUGAUUCUUUUGUUGGAUUCUCUUUUUUAUUUUGUGCACUUCAUAUAUCUUGUUUUAUUCUUUCUCUACACCAGGAUUUCCCAGAGGAUCCAACUGGUAAAUUUGACGAGUUAAAGAAAUUUGUGAGAUCAAAUCAGGAAAUGUGCAAAUGGAUAGGUUUGCUAAUUGUGGCUGCACAAGCAUUAUCUAUCAUCUUGGCUAUGGUGCUAAAAGUUCUUGGGCCCAACAUUGAAACCGACUAUGACAGUGAUGAUGACUACAUCCCUGCUAGGCUCCCGCUUUUGAGAAACCAAUCUCAACCCAAUUUAACUCUAAAGAACUAUUCCUGGAAUGUCAAACUUUGAACAAAUUUGACAAUUACCUGUGCCUCCCCUCCCAAAGAAUAUUAAAUUUUGGUUGGUGGAGACUUUCAGUGCUGGGAUGCAAGUUACUUUUGUCUUGUGCUAACUAUUUUCAGAAUUGUUCCUAACAUAAUACUUUUCAACUUUCUGAUCCAUCAGUGUAGCUCUGCAGUUUGUAUCCAAGAGCGUGGCAAGUAUUUAUUUUUUUAAUUACAGCCACCUCCAAAAUAAAAUUUGCUCUUCAUGUUGCAGCUUCA
Messenger RNA from Zingiber officinale, 1187 nucleotides. Its product is annotated as tetraspanin-19-like. NCBI's taxonomy places the organism in Eukaryota, Viridiplantae, Streptophyta, Magnoliopsida, Zingiberales, Zingiberaceae. Gene Ontology annotation, cellular component: membrane. The record is from RefSeq and is a predicted model, not a curated record. The transcript is spliced from 5 exons. The coding region runs from base 229 to 933 and encodes 234 amino acids.